AAAACCGGAAGCACGUGUCGCCUACGUCACAUUUGGAAAAACAAAAACAAAUCGCGUCUUGCAACAUCUCUGUUGUUGCUGUUGUUUAUCGCUUUGUUUGUCGUGUUUACUGCGGUUUAAACGCUCCGAGCCGCGUCGAGUCUUCGUGUUCAUGGUCGUCCUGCGGGUCCGGACCGAGCUCUAGUUCACCGGAAAGCUCACGGUACUGGGAGUUAGUCCGCCAUGGCUCAGCAGAGAGGAGUCAACAGCCUGCAGUUCAACCAGGACCAGAGCUGUUUCUGCUGUGCGAUGGAGACGGGGGUCAGGAUUUACAACGUGGAGCCUCUGAUGGAGAAAGGACACCUGGACCACGAGCAGGUGGGCAGCGUGGCCUCCUGCUCCAUGCUGCAUCGCUCCAACCUGCUCGCCAUCGUUGGAGGAGGAGUCAACCCCAAAUUCUCUGAAAUAUCUGUGCUGGUGUGGGACGACGCUCGAGAGUCCCGAGACCCCAAAGACAAACUGGUCCUGGAGUUCACCUUCACCAAGCCGGUCCUGGCUGUUCGCAUGAGGCACGACAAGAUCAUCAUCGUGUUAAAGAACAGGAUCUACGUCUACAGUUUCCCAGAUAAUCCCGUCAAACUGUUUGAGUUUGACACCAGAGAUAACCCCAAAGGUCUGUGUGAUUUAUGUCCCAGCCUGGAGAAACAGCUGCUGGUGUUCCCGGGUCAUAAGUGCGGCAGCCUGCAGCUCGUUGACUUGUCCAACACGAAGCCCGGCACGUCGUCUGCUCCGUUCACCAUCAACGCUCAUCAGAGCGAGAUCGCCUGCGUGGCGCUCAACCAGCCGGGCAGCGUGGCGGCCUCGGCCUCUCGUAAAGGAACGCUGAUCCGCCUGUUCGACACGACGACCAGAGACAAGCUGGUGGAGCUGCGCAGAGGGACCGACCCCGCCACGCUCUACUGCAUCAACUUCAGCCACGACUCCUCCUUCCUGUGCGCCUCCAGCGACAAAGGAACCGUUCACAUCUUUGCACUGAAAGACACAAAACUGAACCGCCGCUCUGCGCUGGCGCGUGUGGGGAAGGUGGGCCCUGUGAUUGGUCAGUACGUGGACAGCCAGUGGUCUCUGGCGAGCUUCACCGUGCCGGCGGAGUGCGCCUGUAUCUGCGCCUUCGGGAAGAACACGUCCAAGAACGUCAACUCAGUGAUCGCCAUUUGUGUGGACGGGACGUUCCACAAGUACGUGUUCACUCCGGACGGAAACUGCAACAGAGAGGCGUUCGACGUCUAUCUGGACAUCUGUGACGACGACGACUUCUGAGGACGGCGGCCGGAUUUUAGGGGACAGACAGGAGGACGAGGACUCUGAGUUAAUGAUUACUGUCCUGUAGCGACAGGAAGAGACGUUCUGCUGAGAAUCACUCGUAUCUACAGGAUGGAGCAGCAUGAAUAGAAACAGUUUUCUGUGAAUGUGUGAGUGCAUCAUGACAAACACACCACGAGCUGCAUUAAUGACGUUAGAAACAAACUGAAUAAAAGGUUUUUAUAUGAAA
Molecule: messenger RNA, 1531 nt
Organism: Centropristis striata (black sea bass)
Lineage: Eukaryota; Metazoa; Chordata; Actinopteri; Perciformes; Serranidae
Gene: wdr45
Product: WD repeat domain 45
Exons: 11
Coding region: 223-1299 (358 amino acids)
Biological process (GO): nucleophagy; protein localization to phagophore assembly site; autophagy of mitochondrion
Cellular component (GO): cytosol; extrinsic component of membrane; phagophore assembly site membrane
Molecular function (GO): phosphatidylinositol-3,5-bisphosphate binding; phosphatidylinositol-3-phosphate binding; protein binding
Source: RefSeq, a predicted model, not a curated record